Messenger RNA from Ixodes scapularis (black-legged tick), 1161 nucleotides. RefSeq names its product natterin-3. The record is from RefSeq and is a predicted model, not a curated record. The transcript has 3 exons. Lineage: Eukaryota; Metazoa; Arthropoda; Arachnida; Ixodida; Ixodidae. The coding region runs from base 365 to 841 and encodes 158 amino acids.
AAAGUGUUAACUCAAAGCUGCGUCGUAAGUCUCAUGACAAAUGCUAUCACAAUUCAUAGACAACCAACAAUAGUGGUUUCUGCAGACCAUUUUUUUUUUGUAUAUUCAAGUGCCUGUCGCUUAUUUGUUAUUUCUAUAUGCUCUGCAACCUGUAUUUGAACAUAUAGAAACCGCAGCUUUGUAAAAUGCUAUAGUGUCCGUCCUUCCCUCCCCCAUUCCCUCAGUCUCCGGUCUCCAGAGUAAACACGAUAAGCGCGCCAAGUGGCCUGUCCAGUAACGUGACUAUUCUUAUCAGCUUUCAUUUAUGAGCCCUCCUUUUUUCGCUCGUCGGUUCGCCUAAGGUGCCCUCAGUCCACACACAAGCAUGGCGUGCUACGGAGCAAAUACGUACAGGCCAGUGUGCGAAUGGGUGAUCUGCCUCGAGGAUCGUAUUCCCUACCACGCCGUGCCUGGCGGAGAAGACAGCGGAGAGACCAUCUACAUUGGUCGUGCCGUCCACAACGGUAGCGUCAUCCCGGGCAAGGUGGUGCCGUCCCACAGAUGUUGCUACGUGUCCGCCGACGGCGCCGAGCAUAGCCACCAUGAGUACCAGGCCCUUGUCACGGAGAGCAGCCAAUUCGACUGGAUCCCAGCCUCCGACGGAUUCCUGCCCAGCGGUGCUGUUCAAGGAGGCUCGUGCGUGACCGGCGAGCCCCUUUACAUCGGUCGGACGUACCACGAGGGCACCCUGACUAUCGGAAAGAUCCAGCCGUCCCACCGUUGCCUCUACAUUCCCUACGGCGGCGAAGAGCACUGCUACCACGACUACGAAGUGCUUGUUUGCAAGACCGUCAACUUUUGAGCAUUGAUGGAGAGGCCCCAGAACUGGCCAAGGUAGCGCUUGGGUGAACUAGCACAGUGGCUCAGAUGGCAUUCUCUUUUCAAAGUCUAGGUGGAGUAUCACCGAGACACUAGGACUAAUAAGCUUUUCAGUUCAAUUGAUGUUGCUGUUUUGGGGGUUUAAUGAAGUGUAUGUGUAGCACCUACUUGGGGCUUCAAAGUUGCGGUAGGGGAAGGCUUCCCAACGAUGCUGAUCCCGAUUUAUUUGCUUCGUCCGCAGGUUGCCCGCUAGUCGCUCUGGCGAUAAUUGUGGAAAAUAAAAGUCCAGAUGUGAAUAUAUAA